AUGAUUUCGAAUGCUUUGAGAUAUCCAAGAAUUUGUAAGCAACAUUUUGAAGAUACAAAAACGAUUCCAAUCGCAAAUUUGAAAGAUAUUGUAAGUUUUCCACUCGAUUUUUUUCACCAAAAAAUGUGUUUUUUCAGAAUCUCCUACCGUGUUGCAUGUAUUGUAAUAACUCUCAAAUCCCGCCUUGUUUGGAUAUUGUCACAAUUCCUGGUUCAUCUGUCGAAGCCAGAAAAUGGAGAAAAUAUUUCGGAAUUCGAUCGAGAAAAACGGAUUUGUAUAUUUGUUUGAAAAAUAUUGGAAAAGUCUGA
This is a messenger RNA of Caenorhabditis angaria, 308 nucleotides long. NCBI's taxonomy places the organism in Eukaryota, Metazoa, Nematoda, Chromadorea, Rhabditida, Rhabditidae. The record is from the annotation of a GenBank genome assembly.